GGAGGAAGAAGAGGUGAAGGAUACGGGAAGAGGGAGGGCAGGGAGAAGCGAGGUGUCGCCACGCGCGCGGGCUCGCGGCCGCGCUCACACGCACACAUCCCCGCCUCGCUCUGUGCCGUGGAGAGCGCAGAGAGGAGAGGGGGGGGUGGUGGUUGUAGAGAGACGGGAGAGUGGAGAGCGUGAGGAGAGUGUAAUCGGUUAGAGUGGCUGAGAGUUGAAGAGAGAGGAGAGAAGAGAGAUCACCAUGGCAGCGCGGAUCUCGGCGCUGCUGUUCGCUCUGCUCGCGUGUGCCCACAGAGAAGGCGUUCGCUCGGAGUGCGACGCGUCCAUCGACCCUGGCGCGCAGCCUCACGGCUCCAUCUCCCUGCACAACUACCCGGACAACGCGCGCUGCACCUGGUUCAUCCGCGCGCUGCCCUCCGAACGCGUGAGGUUGCUACUCACCUACCUGGACGUGGAGGAGGAGCAGGGCUGCGCCUACGACCGCCUCACCCUCAAGCCGGGCGGGCAGCCCGAGCGGGUCUUCUGCGGCCGCACCCAGCUGGGGCUGGGGAUCCCCAGGGCGGGGGCUGAGGGGACCCUGCUGGAGGGACGCGGCCAGACCCUCGUGGCCUUCCAGAGCGACGAGUCAACGGGCUACGGGGGCUUCACGGUCAAGUUCUCGGUGGACGUGGACUGGUGCCGCCGUCACGAGCCAUGCGCCCACGGUGCCACGUGCAGCGCCGUGCCCGAGGGGUACCGGUGCUCGUGCAGCCGCGGGUGGAGCGGCCGCAGGUGCGAGCAAGGUAGGGCCGCGGUGAGGUCGCAGCGAUGCCACGACACCGUGGGACGUGACUCUUUUUUUUUACAAAAAAUAAUAAACCUGUGA
Messenger RNA from Petromyzon marinus (sea lamprey), 868 nucleotides. The record is from RefSeq and is a predicted model, not a curated record. NCBI's taxonomy places the organism in Eukaryota, Metazoa, Chordata, Hyperoartia, Petromyzontiformes, Petromyzontidae.